GCUUCACUGCCUCCAGUUCAUCCACUCAUAACACCGCCUGUGCGCCCUCGCUCUGACUGCACGGGAGUGGAUGCGCCAACAUAAUGGACAUCACAGUCUUCAAUCUUUUGAUCGCCAUCUUAUCAUCAUCACUUCUGACAAGGACCACCGCAGAAACUAGUAUCCUCUGCUCCUGGACUAAAGUUAUGCCUACCAAAGAGGCGCACUACAGUUUUAUCCGGACCGUGCAGAGCGACCCCCGGCAGGCCGCUCCAUCUCUGCGCCUGUACCACAGCCUCUGGUCGGAGGAGCGCGCUCUGCUCAGCUGCGCGUGGAGCGACGACGCGGCCGUGAUCCGGAGCUAUUUGUCUCUGUGCCAGGAGCGCACGGAUGAGUUUUCGGAUCAUCAAGAUGAAAAUUUUAAUACAAACUUCAUAUUUGCGCCAGAAGAGAUGUGCGUCUCCGUGACCUCUCCAGGGGUCACUGAGGGCGCAGAGCGCGCGGGGAGGAGGCCGGUGAGGAGCGUGGGUGCGCGCUCACCCUCCGAGAAUCCCGACGGUCAAGGUGAAAGGUCAGGGGUCGAGCGCCACCGCCGGGUAAAGCGUGGUUUUAUCGUACCCGGGACUCUCUGGUGCGGCUCUGGGAACAAGGCGCCUUCAUAUGCAGAUCUGGGUGUGUUUUCGGACACAGACAGCUGCUGCCGUGAGCAUGACCAGUGCAAGCACACCAUUCUCUCCUUUCAGUCCAACUUUGGUGUCUUCAACAGCAACAUCUUCACCAUGUCUCACUGCAGCUGUGAUAACAGGUUCCGCAGUUGUCUGAUGGAUGCGAAGGACAGCAUAUCGGAUGUGGUGGGAUACACCUUCUUUAACCUGCUGAAGAUGCACUGCUUUGAGUUCUCACACAGACUCCAGUGUGCAGAAAGAAACUGGUUUGGAAUGUGUAAGGAGACUAAGAUGGCUCUGUAUGCUGUGGUCCAUCCACCCACACUCUAUGAGACUGACGAAUCAACAGAGAUCAGUGGGAACGACACCACCAUCAUCAACGCUACCGUCACAACCCAAGCAGCCACAGAAGCCCCGGAGAACAGCACGUCGGACGUUCAGCUGUUUGCCGUCUCGGGGGCAGCGUCCACAGUUCCCACCGUUUCACCAGGCUCCAGCACUGCCCCCGUCACACCUACCGCUAACGCCGGCUCUGCUGGAAUGAACACAGUGGAGGGCGGGGUGGAAUCAGUGACAGAGAGCAGCAACUACCUGGAGAACGCCUUGGCCAGCAGAGAUCUUCACAGCUCUGCUCACACGCCCAAACCUAGCCCGUCAAAUGGCCUGCUGCUGUCAGAGCCCGACACUGCUGACACAGACAAGCGGCUUUCCUGUGAUAUCUAUCAGGAUCUGGACAAGUGCAAAUCCAAGAUCCCUCCCCAGCAGCGGAGGUAUGGCCUCCACAACCCAGAGCCCAGGACCCUCUACCACUGCAACUGCACCACCAGACUGUUUCAGAGUUUGGCUGAGCAGAGGGAGCUGACUGAAGUACAGGCUCUUCUAGUGGGACACGUGUCUCAGUCCUGCUUCUUGGCACAGGACUGCACAGCGGGGAAAAUCUGUUCAGCAGUUCUGGUCAAACCAGGCCUUCCCCAGCUGGAGGAGAGGAGAGACAUGGAGGAGCAACGCCAUCUACAGGCGAUAAAACUGCAGGUCAGGAGGCCAAACUCCAAGAGAGCUAAACGGAAAGAGCGGGCCAUCAAACUGCAAAAACUGUGUCUUAGGUUGACCAAGGCCAAACUGCACAGGAACAGGAAGGCCUACAGUCAUGGUGCAUAGGUCUGCUCUGAGAGAAAGGAAGCUCAUCUGAAUGUGCAAUAAUGAAUAUUAAACAGACCUAUGGCACUGUCCCAGUGAGGCAUGAAGCAGAGUGUAAAUUCAAGUAAACUCUUUUUACUCACAUUUAUAUUUGUGGAACAGACCAACAUACUUUUUUAGACUGGUGUUCAUCAGGUAGUGUACAGCAUAUUAAGUGUUACUGUAUCUAACUUAUGCAACUUAAAUGAUGAUAGGAUCUGAAACUGUAAAAAAAAAAAAAAAAAAAAAAAAAAAAAAA
Messenger RNA from Myripristis murdjan (pinecone soldierfish), 2079 nucleotides. RefSeq names its product phospholipase A2 group III (gene pla2g3). The coding region runs from base 84 to 1802 and encodes 572 amino acids. Gene Ontology annotation, molecular function: A2-type glycerophospholipase activity. Gene Ontology annotation, biological process: phospholipid metabolic process; arachidonate secretion. Lineage: Eukaryota; Metazoa; Chordata; Actinopteri; Holocentriformes; Holocentridae. The transcript is spliced from 7 exons. The record is from RefSeq and is a predicted model, not a curated record.